GAACCUUUUAGCUGUUCAGACACAGAUGGAUGACUCUCAGAGUAGGUUUUCCUCUGCGAUAACUCCUCCAGUCUCUGCUCAUCCAGCACUUCCCGCUCCACUCUGUAUUUCCCAGGUCUCCGAGCAUGAUCCAUUCGGUUUAAUACACAAAACUUCUUAAAUAUGGAGUAAAGGAGCUUUAUUCUUAUGACUCCAGCAAAGUUACCUACUGCAAUGUGUCCAACAACAGUUAAUGCUACUUUAUCACUGUCACAAGUACUCUAUCUGCAUAUGUACAUCAUUUUGCAUAAUGUUUAACUAUCUUCAGGAUGUGGGCAGAGCUUUUUUUGAACAAAAAAAAGGCAGACCGGAGGAAUUACAAAGUGUUAUUAUAGUCUCAAUCAGAAAAAAAUUAACCCCUGUAUGUUAAAUUUCACCAACUGCCAGACUGGUGUGUUUCCAUCUUCCUAUUUUCCCCACUUACAAGCAAAAGUGAAGCUAAUGAAGCAUGAAAUAGCACCUAAAACUCAAACCACAGAGGCCAAACAUCCUGUGCAAGGACUGUUUCUCAACAAAAUACUUCAGGCGAAUGAUUGUCUAGUGGAAAAUCCACACGUUGUCAGAGAUAAAUUAGCAUCAGCUGGGAAGUCAGCUUUCACAAUGAAGUGUAUAUUCAGUAUUUUUAAUAUCAAGUACAGUGACUUUUCAAACUGUAGCUUGGUUGCAACAGUCUGAAGAUUUUAAGAGUGAGGGUGAGGUCUGUUUUUUUGACAGUGUGUUUAAAACAUACUGGGCCUUUAAGAGAGCGCUGUCAUGAAAUCUGAGUCUGAACUGGGAGCAAUGUGUCAUACCAGAGAUGCAUACACGUGACCGAGGAAAUCAAACUGUGUACACCCCCAAAAAGUUAAAUAUUAUGCCAAUAAGCUGGAUAAGGAUGUUAAAAUAACAGAACAAUGGUUUUCAGUGUCAUGGGUGUAAAACAUCCUUUCCCCUGGUCACUGAAACCCCCUUCUGACCCACUUGCUGGCUCCACAACAAAGUCUAUUUUUGGGUUAGUAGCUCAGAGGGCCUCAGCAGUAGUCAAGAGACAUAUCUUUGUCUCUUGCAACUGCUCAAUCCUUCUCUUAGCCCCUGCACAACACUUUGAACAUCAACAACACACGUCGGUUGCCGAAAAAUGGACGUUAGCUGGACUUUUUAAACCCACAGCAACAGCAGACAAGAAGAGCUGAUGACUUUGGUAAGACUUCUAUGAGAACAUUGAAUGUGUGAGUGGUAGGCAAGCGGUAUUGCCAAUCUACUUGUAUGAGCAAGGUCUGUAAAAAGUAGCAGCUUGGCACAAAAAGUUAUUUUGUUUAAGGCAUUGCUGACAGCCACAUUAUGAGGUCCAUUUAGGGAUCCUGGGAAGUUUGCAAUAAUACAAUAUUUUAAACAUUCAACUCUCAGGAUUUUGGACAUCAAAAAUGGACUUUUGUUGUUGAUCCAGUAAUAUAUUAUCAACUUAUCUCUUGCGCAAGUUUUGGCAUUACUGAUUAAAUUUAAGCUAUUGUUUAAUUAAUGCUACUGUAUUAGUGACAGUUUGUCUUUUUAUUGUUUUUGUUUUUCAGAGACAACCUCCUACCUAGAGCGUUUAUUUAUUUAAUUUUAUUUUUUAUAUAUAUAAUCGUUACGCCAAAGUUUGCCACAAAAUGGAUCUUACAGCCAAACAUGGACUGGCGCUGCUUGACCAGCUGAGGAAGAUGAGGGAGACUGAGCAUCUGACAGAUGUGGUGUUGGUUGCUGAAGGCAUCAGCUUCCCCUGUCACCGGGUUGUUCUCGCUGCUUUCAGCCCGUACUUCCGGGUUAUGUUCACAUGUGGCCUGCGUGAGUGCAGCAACAGAGAAAUUGUCCUGCGUGACACCUCUGCAGAGAGCCUGUCUCUCCUCUUGAACUUCAUGUACUGCUCAGAUCUUCCUCUCACUAAUGACAAUGUGCAAGGCAUCUCCAUCGCAGCUUUUCUCCUCCAGAUGGAUGAAGUCUUCACUCGCUGUCAGAUACACAUGACCGAGAACAUGGAUGCUUCCAACUGCCUUGGCGUGUACUACUUUGCCCGUGACCUUGGUGCAGAGGAUUUGUCUGAUCAUGCUCAGCGCUACCUGAGGCAGCACUUUGUCCAAGUCUGCCAAAGCGAGGAAAUCUUGGAGUUAGAGGCCCAUCAGUUGGGGAAACUUCUGACCUCUGAUGACCUGAAUGUUUCACGAGAAGAGACCAUCCUGGAUGUGGUUCUUCGCUGGGCUAAACACAGCACUUUGAUGGAUGGAGAGAACCGGAUCCUUCACCUACCAGAGCUGCUUAGGAAGGUCCGCUUGCCACUGAUAAAUCCUGACUAUUUGAGUGAGGUCAUGAGGAGAAACACAGCCCUGCUGUCUGAUGCAGAAUGUCAGGAGAUUAUCAAUGAAGCACUGGGGGCUGCUGGGAUGCAUCCUUCAGCUACGCCACGCAAACUAAAGCUGAGGUACGGUAUGGAGACCACGGAUCUGCUGCUCUGUGUUGGAAAUGACACAGACGGGAUAAGAUCCAGAUAUGGCAACUAUUCCGAGCGCAGCUUCUGCUUUGCUCCGUCCACAAGCCGAAUCUACUACAUCACUUCACCUCGCUACGGAGAGGCUUUAGGGCAUGUUUGUGCUGGGGUGGUGACUGAAGAAAACAACAUUGUAGUAGCAGGAGAAGCAAGCGCACGCAAAAUAUCCCGACAGAAGGACAUGAAGGUUGAGAUUUUCAGGUAAGAGACUCAUCAGGUAACGUUUUGUUAACUCUGUCCUUUCAAUGCAGAUAACACUUAUGUUGCUAUCUUGGGUUUCCAGGUACAAAGUUGAGGCCCAAGGAACCUGGGAGCACCUGACAUCAGCCGAGUAUCGUGAUUCAUAUGCUCUAGGAUCUCUGGGUGACACACUGUACCUCCUAGGCGGGCAAAUGAAGCUGAAGAACCAGCUCCUCAUCACUAACUGUGUGGAGCGAUGGUCCCUGCAAGGUGGACCAUGGCGCAGUGCAGCACCCCUGCCUCUGCCUUUAGCCUAUCACAGCGUGGUCAGAGUGAAGGAUCGCCUUUAUGUAAUUGGUGGUCGAACUCCACAGGUAAGUGUCAAGGGACUUCUCACACACUCAUCAUGAACUCUUGACAGACAGCACCCAUUCUACUGUUUUUACUUUUUUUCUACUGUGACUGUCCAGUCAUACCGCAUGGAUGAUGAGCCUGAUCGUCUCAGUAACCGCCUACUGGAGUAUGAUCCAAACACAAAUAAGUGGAUGGAGCUAAACCCCAUGAGGUACUCCAAGUACCGCUGCAGUGCUGUUGUACUUAAUGGGGAAAUUUACGUGAUGGGUAAGACUGACACUAAUGAGAUAGCCUAUUUGGUUAUUUAAAUGACUGUGUGCCUAAUUAAAACAAUAUAGAUCCUCCAAAGUGAAUUUAUUUCUGUUGGUUUUUUCAAGAAUUUGUUUGAAAAAUUAUCAUUCUUGGUAAUGAAACAUGUUUGCAGGUGGUAUUGGAUGUGAAGGAGCAGACCGUGGGCAAUCACGCCGAUGCCUUAAUGCUGUGGAGAUCUACAGCCCAGAUGGAGAUUUCUGGCGGGAUGGACCUCCUCUCCCAUGUGCACAGCUUACACUGCACUCCAAUGCCUCUAAUGCAGGAGUAGUUGGGAGAAAAAUUUAUGUGUGUGGAUACUACAAGGGAGCAGGUAAGAAGAAUGUCCAUAUCUACUGAAUAAGAACUGCUCAAGAGGAUUUUGACGUGAAUACUCCAUACUCCUCUUUGUCAACUCUCCUUAGGUCGCCAUGAUAACAUAACAAAAGACAUUUUGGAGCUGGAUCCAUGGGAUAACCGGUGGACGGUGGUGUCUCGGCGCGCUCUGAUGCAUGACAACUAUGAUGUCUGCUUAGUGGCAAAUCUUAACCCAAGGGGUCUCAUGUCCCCACCUGCAGACUUAGUUACUCAGUGACACCCCUAUCGGAUCAGAUCAAAGACUGCUUGGGUGAACUAGUAGUAGUAAUAAGUCAUUAAUGCACAUGUUGCUGGGCCAAAAGCAUUCAUUCUUUAAGGCAGAAAAGGCUUUGGAGCCUUGCUCAGUGAUCCAUACAUUUAUAGAUUGAGCGUAAAUAGUUUGUAAAUAGAAAUUUGUUUUUGUUUUAUUGCUUAGCGGCAGAAAUACAGCACUGAAACCUCCAUCCAACACUUUGCAUUGUAAGCAAACCAGGUAAAUCGUUUAUCUAAAAGUUAAAAAAAAGGACAUCAGUUGUUCUGAAAAUAAGAACAAAUAUCCAUCAUCGUCAGUGGCAAGGGUAGCAGUUUCACUUUGUUUGAGGUGAACAAUACAAACCCUUGAGAUAAUGAUUUUGUUCUUGACAAAUGGUAAAUUAAAAAAGUAAGUUUCGAUCAGUGUUUAAGCCAAA
This is a messenger RNA of Xyrichtys novacula (pearly razorfish), 4407 nucleotides long. Lineage: Eukaryota; Metazoa; Chordata; Actinopteri; Labriformes; Labridae. The record is from the annotation of a GenBank genome assembly.